UCGUUGAAAGUACCGCGUUAUAACGACCUAGCGAAAUCUAACAAAUCAAGCGCCCCUCCAUCCUCAACUGCAAACCUGCAACUAUCUGAAACAACCUAAAUGAGCUCGUACUUUGUGAAUUCGUUCUCUGGCCGCUACCCUAAUGGCCCCGACUAUCAGCUGCUAAAUUAUGGAGCCACCGGCGGAGCGAUGAACGGAGCGACGUUCAGGGAGUCCUCCGCCGCCACCACCAUGCACCAGGCGACCGGCUCUUACGGUUACAGCUACAAUGGAAUGGACCUGACUGUCAGCAGCCGCGGCGCCAGCAGCUCCGGAGAACACUUCGGAGGCGGCUCGGUGGUCGGGGACUCCCGGGGAUUCGGCUCACCCGCGACGCAGCGUGGCUUCCGACAGCCCUCCAGUUGCUCGCUCGCCGCGGACGCCCUCGUCUCACCCAGCUGUGGCGACAUCAAACUGGCGACGGAGUGCGCAUCUGCGCGUUCCGUACCGCCGGGAAACAGAAACCUCAGCUCCCCGAUUCUUUCGCCCACCUCCUCGACCGGACAACGAUUCACAGAGCUGGACGACGACUCGCCGGAGCAAGAGGAGCUCCAGCACAGUCAGUCCACCCGGACCGGACACGCCAAACCCGCGCACAAGCAGGAGGUCGCCAUGGCAGGUUCAGACGCCACUUCCACAGCGGGCUGUGAGGUUCAGACCCCACAGAUAUUCCCGUGGAUGAGAAAGCUCCACAUAAGCCAUGAUAUGACGGGCCCUGAUGGAAAGCGGGCCAGGACGGCCUACACCCGGUACCAGACCCUCGAACUGGAAAAGGAGUUCCACUUUAAUCGGUAUCUAACGCGCAGGCGGCGGAUCGAGAUCGCGCACACACUCUGUUUGACGGAGCGACAGAUCAAGAUCUGGUUCCAGAAUAGGAGGAUGAAAUGGAAGAAGGACAAUAAGCUGAAGGGAAUGAGUAUGGCAAGCGCCGGGAGCGCCUUCCAGCCAUAGAAGAAGAAGGGGAAAAAAACCCAGGCCAGCCCGAAGGAUCCGUCAACCACGCUGGGUCUAUUUCUGUCCUAAUGAAAACAGUGAGGAAACUUGACGAGCCAGCAAGAAGGAGUGACUGAUGAAGAAAAGCCAGACGUCAAAUUAGGCAAAACAAAACGCGUUACACAGCAAGCACUUUUGAGUUGUCCAGCAUGUUAGAGCAAAGGGAAAUUCGUGUGGUACUGGCUCCUGUACAGACACAGGAGGGUGUUGGUGGUCGUAUUUUGUGAUGGACAGAAUAGAAAUACUACCUAACAACCAUGCUACCUAGACUUGUCGUUGUGUGUUUCAACAUUUUAUAUUUGAAUGUGUGACUAAAUGUUAGCAUGAAAGCUCUUAUUGGAAGUUUCUUAUUGCAUAAGUAUUUACUUGCCAGUAGCAACCGCGUGUAUCGUGCCUUAAGUCCUUUACGUCUAGGUUACUGUGUUAUUUACUUUAUUAUGUGUAUGUUAUUCUGAAACGUGUAUCUGUAUAUUCAUGUUGUAACUAUUGGACCCAAAGAGGAUGUACAUAGAUGUAAUUUUUUUAUGUGACAAGUUGGCUGUCGUUCCAGUUUGUGUGUGUGUGCGCG
Molecule: messenger RNA, 1600 nt
Organism: Synchiropus splendidus (mandarinfish)
Lineage: Eukaryota; Metazoa; Chordata; Actinopteri; Syngnathiformes; Callionymidae
Gene: hoxb5a
Product: homeobox B5a
Exons: 2
Coding region: 100-990 (296 amino acids)
Biological process (GO): anterior/posterior pattern specification; regulation of transcription by RNA polymerase II
Cellular component (GO): nucleus
Molecular function (GO): DNA-binding transcription factor activity, RNA polymerase II-specific; RNA polymerase II cis-regulatory region sequence-specific DNA binding
Source: RefSeq, a predicted model, not a curated record